UCUCUGCUCGCCUCUCUUUCGUUAAUUUGCCCCCUACCUUCCGCGCAAGACGCACUGAACUGCUGCCAGCACGAAGAUAGGCUGCCAUGUCCACGAUGCGCUAGUGAGCCGGCACUCCUCAUCAAUACCACGCAGUGUCAUCGUGGCGUGUUACUGGGACAAAUAUGCCCACCCCGAAGCUAAGCAGUUGGCCCCCACUGUUCAAAAUGUCAUUCCUCUCUGAAUUUCCCCUCGCACGUAUUUAACGACGCGCGGCCAAUGAGCUCCGCUCCGUCAAGAAAAAAGAAAAAAAAAAAAAGAAAGAGAGGCGACGAUAAACAAGAAAAGAGCGAAGAGAAACGUGACAGCAGCGACCUACAGCGGCGGACCGGAGCUGCGCGACUGCUCAGAAGAAGGAGAAGCACAGAUUGUGAACUGCGAAAAGCCCGUAGAGAAACCAAACGGCCGGCAUGUCGACAAAAGCUGAGCAGUUUGCUUCUAAGAUACGAUACUUGCAAGAGUAUCACAACCGUGUGCUGCAUAAUAUUUACCCAGUGCCAUCUGGAACCGACAUAGCAAACACCCUGAAAUACUUUUCUCAGACGCUGCUAAGCAUUCUAUCCCGCACAGGCAAGAAGGACAACCAGGAUGCUUCCAAUUUGGCAGUGCCCAUGACCAUGUGUCUUUUUCCUGUGCCAUUCCCACUCACACCAUCUCUAAGACCACAAGUCAGUUCCAUCAACCCUACAGUUACUCGCUCCCUCCUUUACAGCGUGCUGCGUGAUGCCCCAUCUGACCGCGGGCAGCAAAGUCGUGAUGCUCAGUUGUCAGAGUACCCUUCUUUGGACUAUCAGGGGCUCUAUGUGACGUUGGUGACCUUGCUUGAUCUUGUACCCUUGCUUCAACACGGUCAGCAUGAUUUGGGACAGUCCAUUUUUUAUACGACUACUUGUCUCCUUCCCUUUCUUAGCGAUGACAUUUUGAGCACCUUACCUUAUACCAUGAUUUCUACCUUAGCAACCUUCCCUCCAUUUCUGCACAAGGACAUUAUCGAGUACCUGAGCACGUCUUUCUUGCCCAUGGCCAUAUUGGGAUCAACUAGGAAGGAAGGAGGAGUUCCAGCCUACGUCAACUUGUCUGCUUCUUCAAUGCUCAUGAUCGCAAUGCAAUACACCUCUAAUCCAGUGUAUCACUGUCAGUUAUUAGAAUGCCUUAUGAAGUACAAGCAGGAGGUCUGGAAGGAUUUAUUGUACGUCAUUGCCUACGGUCCAUCUCAGGUGAAGCCUCCGGCUGUUCAAAUGCUUUUCCAUUACUGGCCCAAUCUGAAGCCACCGGGAGCAAUUAGUGAAUACAGAGGACUGCAGUACACAGCUUGGAAUCCCAUCCAUUGCCAGCAUAUCGAGUGCCACAAUGCGAUCAACAAGCCAGCUGUAAAGAUGUGCUUAGACCCCACUCUCUCCGUGGCUUUGGGAGACAAACCUCCACCUCUGUACAUAUGUGAGGAGUGCAGCCAGAGGAUUGCAGGGGACCACGCGGACUGGCUGAUCGAUGUCCUGUUGCCUCAAGCUGAAAUCUCUGCUAUUUGCCAGAAGAAGAACUGCAGUUCUCAUGUCAGGAGGGCCGUGGUCACUUGCUUCUCAGCCGGCUGCUGCGGACAUCAUGGCAAUAGGCCCGUGCGCUACUGUAAACGCUGCCACGUGAACCACCACAGCAGUGAUGUGGGUGCCUCAGCAGAGACACACCUCUACCAGACGUCGCCCCCUCCUAUUAACACACGGGAAUGUGGCGCCGAGGAGCUGGUCUGCACGGUGGAGGCCGUCAUCAGUUUGCUCAAAGAGGCGGAGUUCCAUGCCGAACAGAGAGAGUAUGAGCUCAAUCGCCGUCGGCAGAUGGGUCUGUCCUCGUCUCAUCACUCGCUGGACAACACUGAUUUUGACAAUAAGGAUGAUGACCAGCAUGACCAGCGUCUCCUUAGCCAGUUUGGAAUUUGGUUUCUGGUGAGCCUGUGCACGCCAAGUGAGAACACACCAACGGAGAGCCUGGCCAGGCUGGUCAGUAUGGUUUUCCAGUGGUUCCAUUCUACGGCAUACAUGAUGGAUGAUGAAGUUGGCAGCCUGGUGGAAAAGCUGAAGCCUCAGUUUGUUACCAAGUGGUUGAAGACGGUGUGCGAUGUCCGCUUUGACGUGAUGGUCAUGUGCCUGCUGCCCAAGCCGGCUGAGUUUGCUCGGGUUGGUGGCUACUGGGACAAGUCCUGUAACACGGUGACGCAGCUGAAGGAAGGCCUAAACCGCAUCUUGUGCUUGAUUCCAUACAACGUGAUCAGUCAGCCAGUGUGGGAGUGCAUCAUGCCGGAGUGGCUGGGAGCCAUAAGGACCGAGGUACCCAAUAACCAGCUGAAGGAGUUUCGGGAAGUGCUCAGCAAAAUGUUUGAUAUCGAGCUGUGCCCCCUGCCCUUCUCGAUGGAGGAAAUGUUCGGCUUUAUUAGUUGUCGUUUCACUGGGUACCCGGCAUCUGUUCAAGAGCAAGCCCUGCUCUGGCUCCACGUCUUAUCAGAGCUGGACAUUGUAGUACCCUUGCAGCAGCUAAUUGGCAUGUUUUCCGAUGGGGUGAAUUCUGUGAAAGAACUGGCUAAUCAGAGGAAAGUCCGAGUCAAUGACCUGGCUGGAAAUCUUGCAGCAAGGCGGGUGAGUGUUGUGUCAGAUCCAGGACGCCGUGGUCAGCAUAAUACGCUCAGCCCUUUCCCCAGUCCCUUUCGCAGUCCCUUUCGCAGUCCCCUGCAUUGCAGCCCCUUCCGCAGUCCGUUUAAGCACUUUGGCCAUGCCGGAGGACAUCAUACCAUCGACUUGGACUGUGAUGAGGAGGACAUGAACCUCAACUGCUUCAUCCUCAUGUUUGACCUCAUCCUUAAGCAGAUGGAGCUGCAGGAUGACGGUGUGACUCUGGGGCUCGACAACAGCCUGUCCAAAGACAUCUUGAGUAUCAUCACAAAUGUUUUUCAGGCCCCCUGGGGUGGUUCACACACCUGUCAGAAGGAUGAAAAGGCGGUCGAGUGCAACCUUUGCCAGUCAAGCAUCCUCUGCUACCAGCUGGGAUGUGAUCUUCUCGAAAGACUUUCGCCCAAAGAAGAGACCCGGCUGGUGGAGCCAACAGACAGCCUGGAGGAGAGCCUGAUCUUUCCUCGACCUGAGUUUUCUAUUGGAAUGGAAAUGGAGGAUGAGGAGAAGCCAGGGAACAAAGAAGAGGACAACCCAGGCAACAAAAAUAAAUCGCCUGACAAUGUCUAUAUGAAGAAUAAUUCUGGGAAGAAAUUCUGCUACCAGCAGCUGCCUGUCAGUCUGAAACUUAUCUAUACAAUUCUACAGGAAAUGCCCAAAUUCGAUGAACCAGAUAUUCUCUUUAAUAUGUUAAACUGCCUGAAGAUCCUCUGCCUUCACGGUGAAUGCCUGUAUAUUGCCAGAAAGGACCACCCGCACUUUCUGGCUUACAUUCAAGACAAAAUGUUGAUCUCAAGCCUUUGGCGGGUGCUCAAGUCCGAAUUCUCCCAUUUGGCAUCACAGGCAGUGCCUCUGCUCCUUCACGCACUUUCUCUGCCCCACGGGGCUGACAUAUUCUGGACUAUUGUGGACAGCAGCUUCAACAACAAGGAAUGGGAGAUACGUUUUGAAGCAGUGGAGAGAGUAGCAGUGCUCUGCCGAUUCCUGGACAUCGCCUCUCUGACCAAGAACCACCUGCUCAAGUACUCGUUGGCCCAUGCCUUUUGCUGUUUCCUGGCAGCUGUGGAGGAUGUCAACCCGGCGGUGGCGACCAGGGCCAGGCUACUGUUGGACACCAUUAAGAAACCUGCUCUGCAGGGUCUGUGUCUUUGCUUGGAUUUCCAGUUUGACACAGUAGUGAAGGACAGGCCCACCAUCCUCAGCAAACUUCUGCUGCUCCACUUUCUCAAGCAGGAUGUCCCAGCUUUGAGCUGGGAGUUCUUUGUCAGCCGAUUCGACACGUUGUCCCUGGAGGCACAGCUUCAUUUGGAUUGCAACAAGGAGUUUCCAUUCCCAACAACUAUUACUGCAGUCCGGACCAAUGUCGCAAACCUGAGUGAUGCUGCCAUGUGGAAAAUCAAGAGGGCACGUUUUGCACGAAACCGGCAGAAAAGUGUGCGCUCACUCCGGGACAGCGUGAAAGGCCCCGCUGAGUCCAAGAGGACCCUGUCAUUGCCCGAGACGCUGAGCAGUCGAAUCCCUGUUAGACUUACAAGGCACGAGCAGUCCGCACCGACUCUGGGAGAGCUGAUAGAGCAAAUGUUACCUGGACAACAGUCUGUGGAGGAUGACACCAUAAUCAAGGAUCCCCUUCCUGAAGAUGCUGGCAUAGACCAUCAGACUGUGCACCACCUAAUUACUGUGUUGAUGAAAUUCAUGGCAAAGGACAAGAGCAGCGCUGAGGCGGACAUCAGCAGUGCCAAAGCGUUCAACACGGUCAAGCGGCACCUCUAUGUGCUGCUGGGCUAUGAUCAGCAGGAAGGCUGCUUUAUGAUCGCCCCUCAGAAAAUGAGGACUUCCACCUGCUUCAAUGCCUUUAUCGCUGGCAUCUCCCAGGUGAUGGAUUACAACAUAAACCUGGGAAAGCAUCUCCUACCUCUGGUGGUGCAAGUUCUGAAAUACUGCACCUGCCCCCAGCUUCGCCAUUACUUUCAGCAGCCGCCGCGCUGUUCCCUCUGGUCUCUACGGCCACACAUCCGGCAGAUGUGGCUCAAGACUUUACUGGUGAUCCUUUACAAGUACCACUAUAGAGAAGCGGAUAUCAGUAAGAUUGUGCUUCAUCUGAUCCACAUUACCAUCAACACCUUGAAUGCUCAGUACCAUAGCUGUAAGCCUCAUGCCACAGCUGGACCCCUUUAUAGUGACAACAGCAAUGCCAGUCGCUACAGUGAGAAGGAAAAAGAAGAAGACAGCGUCUUUGAUGAAUCUGACAUACAUGACACCCCUACUGGAGUCAGCAACAAAGAGUCACAGACCUUUUUCGCCAGACUCAAGAGAAUUGGUGGGAAUAAAUCAGUGAAGUAUCAGCCUGUGGACACGAAUGCCCAGAAAAGUGAAAUCGAGUUGUCAGAAAACAGAGACGCAAGUGCCCUCCAGGACAGUAUCCUACGCUGUGUGAGGGAAGAAAGCAUAAAGAAGAAAAGACUGCAGGCCUUCAAGCAGAAAUCCUUGGAUAUCAGCAAUACUGAUUCCAUAUUGUUCAAUCUCGAUGAUCACAGAAGAAAAUCCUGCAUCGAGCGAUGUGAUGUUGAAAAAUAUGGAGGAAUACCCUCGUCUUCUAACGUCCAGCAAGGUGACCAUUAUAACAGAUCAUCUGGCCAUCCAAAUGAUAAAGCCAAACCCAAUGAUUCUUUGGAAAAACCAGCACUGGGCGAUGGCUUCACUGAAACCAAGAGGCCCAUAAUCCCUGAAGUAAGACUCAGCUGUAUGGAAACAUUUGAGGACAAACUGGAAUCCCCAAAUGGAGAUCAGCUGUCCAAGGAAGACCCAGACCUGAUUGAUUUGUCCUCAGAUUCAAAUUCCUGCCCCGAGAAGCACUCGAUCCUCUCAAUGUCGGACAGUGAUUCCUUGGUGUUUGAGCCUUUGCCCCCUCUCAGGAUUGUGGAAAGUGAUGAGGAGUAUGAGAUCCCAAGCUCCUUAAACAAACUUAACGGCAAGGUCACUCCUUCUCCUUCAACAAGCAAUACCCUCAGUUUGACCCCAGUGGUGCAAGUCAGCAUUGACGAUGGCUCCAUCUCUCGUGAACUCAAGGAUGCCCCAGGAGAGAGCCCAGUCUCACAUGGUGUAAGAAGAGGAUCAGUAUCUCCCACAGCAUUGCUUGACUGUAAAGAUCUCAUAAAGCCGGCGCAAUUUAAAGACUUUUCCAAUGACAGCCCCAUGACACUGAAGCAGAAGAGAGAUCUUCUCAGGAAAACCCCAGCGGUACCAGAGCUUUCCCUUGAUGACGUCUGUGAGGUGAACACCAAACUGGAGGGGGAGUCUGCCGGAGGACAACCUGUGAAAAGCGUCUUCUUGAAUGUCCCAGAGAAUUCGGAAGAGUGCGCUCACAGUGAUGUCCAGUCUGACUGUGAGAAAUCCAGCGAUCCAAAGCCAGAGGAUGAGAAUGAGGAAAUGGAGUUCAAAAUCCAGAUUGUGCCACGUCAAAGGAAGCAGAGGAAGAUCGCCGUCAGUGCCAUACAGAGGGAGUACCUGGAUAUCUCUUUCAACAUCUUGGACAAAAUUGGGGAUCAGCAAGCAGGAGAAGCAGAUCAGAAAGGUCUUCCAACUUUGGAACUGCCACGGGAGUCUGCCUCCGUUCCAACUCUUCAAGCCACAAUUCCUGAAACGAGCAGCUACUCCUCGAUGACAACACAAUACAGACAAAUGAAACGUGGCAGCCUGGGUGCCCUGACCAUGAGUCAGCUGAUGAAGAGGCAACUGGAGCACCAGUCUAGCGCCCCACACAACAUCAGCACCUGGGACACAGGUAUCACCAAGUCCAGUCUACUGUCUGCUCCCAGCACCGUCAGCAUGUUUGUUCCUGCACCAGAAGAGUUCACAGAUGACCAGCCCACUGCCAUGACCGACAAGUGCCACGACUGUGGAGCCAUCUUAGAAGAGUACGACGAAGAAACUCUUGGCCUGGCUGUGGUGGUGCUGUCAAUGUUCAUCCACCUGAGCCCAGACCUUGCUGCCCCUUUACUGCUGGACAUCAUCCAGUCGGUGGGCAGAUUGGCAGCAAGCACACAUUUUUCUGGUCAAGCAGAAAGUAUUAUGAUUCCUGGCAAUGCUGCCGGCGUGGCAAAGCAGUUUGUUCGCUGUCUUUUUCAUCACCUGGCACCCAAUGGCAUCCUACCACAGCUUUUCCAGAGCACCAUCAAAGAUGGCAGUUUCCUAAGAACGCUGGCGUCUUCACUGAUGGACUUUAAUGAGCUCAAUUCCAUAGCUGCUCUGAGCCAACUGUUCGAGGGUUUAAAUAACAAGAAGAGCUUGCCAGCUGGGGGCGCCAUGCUUAACUGUCUAGAGAACACUGCCACGUACAUGGAGGCAUUGCCCAUGGACUCGCCCAGUAAUCUUUGGACUACCAUCUGCAACCAGUUUCAGACCUUCUUGACGAAGCUUCCAUCUGUCUUACCACUCAAGUGCUGUCUCGACUCCAGCUUAAGGAUCAUCAUUUGCCUCCUGAAGAUACCAGCCACAAAUGCUACGAGGAGCCUGCUGGAGCCAUUUUCCAAACUCCUGAGCUUUGUGAUUCAACAUGGCACCUUCAGCCUACAUUACCUGGUGGAGCUUUGCGGGUUGUGCUAUCGAGCAUUUAAUAAGGAGCGUGAUAAAUUCUACUUGUCACGGAUUGUUGUGCUGGAGCUUCUGCAGGCUUUGAAGUUUAAAUCUCCUCUCCCAGACAUUAACUUGCUGUUGCUGGUGCAGUUUGUCUGUGCAGAUUCUGGGACCCGAUUAUCUGAGUCGGCGAUGCUGCAGAAGCACAUGAUCACCUCAGUUCCUGGAUGUUCAACUGCAGCGAUGGAGUGCAUGAGGCAGUAUGUGACAGAGAUACUGGACUUUGUGGCAGACAUGCACACGUUAACAAAGUUGAAAAGUCACAUGAAGACCUGCUCACAGCCACUACAUGAAGAUACAUUUGGAGGGAACCUGAAAGUAGGAUUAUCUCAGAUAGCAGCGAUGGAAAUCAGUAGGGGGAACCACCGCGACAAUAAGGCAAUCAUCCGGUAUCUGCCAUGGCUUUACCACCCUCCAUCAACAAUGCAACAAGGGCCUAAGGAGUUUAUCGAGUGUGUGUCCCACAUACGGUUACUCUCUUGGCUUUUGCUUGGGUCCUUGACCCAUAGUGCCUUGCACCAAGGAUCAACAUCAUGUAUGCCUAUACCCCUGGAUGCUGGCUCUCAAAUUGCUGACCACCUAACUGUUAUUUUGAUUGGUUUUCCAGAACAAUCCAAGACCUCCGUCCUGCACAUGUGCUCCCUCUUCCACGCCUUUAUGUUUGCUCAGCUGUGGACGGUCUACUGUGAACAAGCAGCCGUCGCCCCAUCACUGCAGAACCAGAAUGAAUUUUCAUCCACAGCGAUUCUCACCGGCCUAGAGUUCUGGAGCCGGGUGACACCUGGGAUCUUGCAGCUCAUGGCUCAUAAUAAAGUGAUGAUUGAAAUGGUUUGUCUGCAUGUCAUCAGUUUAAUGGAAGCUUUGCAGGAAUGCAGCUCAACAAUUUUUGUGAAGCUUAUACCAAUGUGGCUGCCCAUGAUUCAGUCAAAUAUAAAGCACUUAUCUGCAGGACUGCAGCUGCGGCUACAAGCAAUACAAAACAACGUCUGCCACCUUUGUUUCCAGGGGGCUCAAAGUGGCGGGCAGGCAAGCGCUGUGUCCUCUGCAGUCCGCAAGUGGCUGCAGUGCACUCAGUUCAAGAUGGCCCAGGUAGAGAUCCAGUCAUCUGAGGCAGCGUCUCAUUUUUACCCAAUGUAAUGGCCGUCACUACCCACUACCCUGGUUUGUACAAGUCUGAAUGCACCCCACAGCAAGAGGUUAUCAGACCUUAGAUUUGAAGGAUGGUUGAUCUUUCCCUUUUUUAGAUUUGAUUUUGUGUUAAUCCAUUUGAGGCCAUGUACCCCCUUGGAGUGAGUGAUAUUCCUCUCAGACGGUGCCAAAUGAGCUCCUUACUUCACCAUCCUAGAUGGAAGUCUAGGACCAUUGACUAUUGAACAUCCAGAACUUCAAUGGCAAGACUUCCUGGGAUUCUGUUAUUAUCAGUGAACAAAGCCAUGAUAGAUGGGACCAAUGGCUGUCACCCUCACAGAUUUGCCAUAUGUACAUUCUGUAUGAGGCUCUUUAAUAGGUUGUGUCAGGAAUCAGCUAGGCACAGGCUGUCGGGAUUGUUCAACAUAGAGUCAUCAUCUAAAGUUUGGCAGGCUCCUAGUGAUGCCACACCAGCCAUUGCAAAAUUUGGCCCUGCCUGCCCAGCUCUAUGAUUCAUGGUGUUCUUGUUAGAAAACAACAUACAGCACGCCAGGAGGAGCUGCUCCUAAAAUGGCUGACAGGUGCAGUAUCACCAUGACUCAUGAUACACCAUAGAAGUGCCAAAUGAGUUCAAAUUGUAUUCUCCAUUUUCUGUUAGCACACCAUCAGUCCAAAGAUAUGCUGUCAGGUACACAGAAGGGAAUGAGUGUUGACUGACAUUCCUUCUCAGGAUGGUACCUGGCGUGCCCACAGCGCCACCAGAAUAUACCCUGAUAUGCACAAAUGUCUGUUUGUUUGUAUUCAAGUAUGGCUGUCCUUCUUUUAAGCCCCCCUUUAAUGAAAAGGUGCCAUGGAACGGCUCAUUUCAUUGCCAUUUGUGCCCGUGUUUCACCAGCUGUACAAGAGUGAAAUCACAGAAAGUGGUAAAAUAAUUUUACUGAUAUUUAAAAUGCCAAGUGCACUAUUUAGCAUUUUGCAAACAGAAGCAAAAUGACAGAAUGAAACCCAAGUGGUGUGGGAAUUUCCAACCAGUUGCAAAAUUGGUUAACAUGAAAAUUGCAGCCACAAGGGGGUGCUGUAACCCUGCUGUGUAUGACCUGGUGCUGUCAGUGUUGGCUGCUGUGGAUUCACAUCACUUGACUGCACAAUUUGUAGCCAUAAAUCCA
Molecule: messenger RNA, 9622 nt
Organism: Polypterus senegalus (gray bichir)
Lineage: Eukaryota; Metazoa; Chordata; Cladistia; Polypteriformes; Polypteridae
Product: protein unc-79 homolog
Exons: 51
Coding region: 450-8465 (2671 amino acids)
Molecular function (GO): protein binding
Source: RefSeq, a predicted model, not a curated record